This is a messenger RNA of Papilio xuthus (Asian swallowtail), 2730 nucleotides long. RefSeq lists its product as uncharacterized. The coding region runs from base 445 to 1959 and encodes 504 amino acids. Gene Ontology annotation, molecular function: sterol binding; sterol transfer activity. Gene Ontology annotation, biological process: intracellular sterol transport. The transcript is spliced from 9 exons. The record is from RefSeq and is a predicted model, not a curated record. NCBI's taxonomy places the organism in Eukaryota, Metazoa, Arthropoda, Insecta, Lepidoptera, Papilionidae. Gene Ontology annotation, cellular component: plasma membrane; endoplasmic reticulum membrane; endoplasmic reticulum-plasma membrane contact site.
CUCUCAGUUGACGCAGUUCUGAAACGGCUGUUGAAAGUCAAACAAGUGUUUUCGAACGGAAUAGAUACCGAUUACUAAACGUUAGAGAACUGUCAUUAGUCAUAGUAGAUAUUUAUUUGUUAGUGAAAUUGAAUUUUUCUUAGUAUAAAAACUUUUAUAAAUCGAAAUUUUAAAGUGAUUAGUGGUUUUUUUUCUCGUAUUUAUUAACAAACUUUACAUUUACUUUAUCAGAAAGUUUUAAGAGGUGCUAAAUAUUUAGUUGGUUGUCUUUUUCUAGUGCUAAAAAGUAAAGUGAAACUAAAAUUUAUAAUGAAUCAAAAUGUUGUCAAGGGCGACAAUGAACAUUUAAUAUUAGAGUUACUUUCCUACAUCGUUUGAAGUUAUAGUGUGAAGUCUACUUGCGCGUGGCUAUCGAGUCAAUCAAAAGCGGGCAUGACCUUCUAAAUGAAGCAGUCAUAUUCAGGAGACAUUAUGCUAUGUUUCGUAGAAGGUUUUGGUAACGCCAUCGAACGAGGAUAUAACAAGAGCCGUGAACUGAGUGAAAGUGAUCUUUCUGAAGCGAACAUAGCUUUGAAAUCUAAGAAGAAUUCAAAGAGAGUGUCUAUAAAUUCAGGAACUAGUGCUGAAAGUCUAAGCGAAGAAGUGGAAUUACGAAGGUCAGGUGGCAAGUCAUUAAGGUUAUCAUCCAGAGAGCGAUUAAAGACUGUUACCGAGUUAAAGAGAAGUUUCAGUGACCGUUUUUCAAUAAUUAAUGAUGCAGGAAAGAAAAAAGCUCCUAAAGGCAUAUUGACCAUAAAAAAGACUUGGUCAACCGGGAACUUCGCUGGGGGCGCUGGAGGCGCGGCGGGCGGCGGGGGUGGCGCCCCGCGCUCCGCGCCCGCCACGCCGCUGCAACUGGAGCCCCACCCCAGACAUUCCUCACACAAGCACGACAAGCAUGUAGUGAAGCCGCUGUCAGGUUCCGCGCCGUCGGUUCGCGUAUCGGCGCUCGGACCGCUGGAGGAUGGCGCGGGGCGUGGUGCGGUGGGUGCGACGGGCGCGUCGGACGGCAAACCGCCCGGCAAAGCGCGACAAAAGAAGUUCCAGCGACACUUUCCGCAAGUGGGGCCCGACGAGCGUGUACUCAAUUAUUAUUCAUGCGCUCUAGUCGGUGAUCUCUUGCUUCAAGGUCACCUCUACAUCACCAAGAACUACUUCGCCUUCUACUCAAACGUGUUCGGAUAUGUCACUAAGUUGCUGAUCCCGACAACGUCAGUGUUGCGCAUCACGAAGGAGAAGGUGGCGCGCAUAAUUCCGAACGCGGUGGGCGUGUGCACGCGCGACGAGCGGCACGUGUUCGGUUCGCUGCUGUCGCGCGACACCACGUACAAGCUGAUGACGCACGUGUGGAAGGCCGCGCGCCUCCCCGAGCUCGCCGUGCCCCCGCCUCAGGAAUUAAGAUCUUCGGAAGUAGAGUUGGAAGCUUCGGAGUACUCGCCCGAGGAUGACAGCAGCUCGGUGGGCGCGGAUCAAACGGACGCGCCCACGAGGGACCCCGCAGACCCCCUCAUAACCUCAGGUGGUGUGGGCGGAGUGGGCGGGGCGGUGGGCGUGGGUGUGGGCGCGGCGGUGAUCCAGCCGGCGCUGCUGACGGGCGGCGCGAGUGCACGGGGCGGGGCGCGCGGCUGGCAGGCGGCGCUCGCCUUCGCGGCCGCACUGCUCGCGCUCUCCGCCGCAUACCUCGCAUACAGACUGGCUCAUGCAGAGGAGCCGGCGCGGCUGGCAUCGGGCGGGCAGCUGUACGCGGCGCUGGUGGCCUGGCGCUCGCGUCUGCACGGCCGAGCUGCUGACGAGCUGCACGCCUUCCUCUCCACCAACCUGCUACUGCUUGCCAGGGUGCGACAGUCCCUGGAGACUCUGUCGGGGGUGAUUCUGACGGACAUGGGACACGACGUGCCCAACGACACCGCAUUCAGUUAGCGCACGCCUCUCUCCGCCCCCCGGCCCCGCCCUUAGCCCCGCCCCCAGCCACGCCCCGCACGGACAUAGUCCUAUGUACUUUAGUUGCAUACCAAUGCUGUUGUGGUGUUACUUGUACAGUUAUAAGAUUUAUAUUCAAGUCGAAAGUCGAUCCGGGGUUACUGAUUUUUGUGAUUCAAUUAUCUUUAAGUCAAAAAAUAAAACAGACGAGUACAAAAUAACGGUCAAACAAGCAGUUUUAAAUGCAUCUACCUCUAGAAAGAGAUAAUUAGUUAAUUUUGGCUUGUACCGUGCUGUGUGUGACAGAGACAACGCUAUAUGAAACUGAGUAAUGUCUCUUUCUAAUGGUUGUUACUAGUAUUUGUCGGAAUCACAUUUAAUAACAAGGCUAAAGCUGUUGAUAAUCUUGUAUCUCGUGCCCGGAUCUGACAUCGAUAAAUAUACGCAUUUAUUUUUGUUAUUCCGCUCGUCAUUAGCUAUUUAAAAAUCAUAAAUACCUUUAUUUGAUUAGAGGGAAAUGGUUAUAGUUUUAAAAAUAUAGUCCUUAUUUUAAUACCCAAAGAUAUUCGGCAUUUGGUGCGAUGUGACGUCACUGUGCACUGAAUGCUCAGGAAAGUGCCUCUGAGGCAUUUAGUAUUUGUGUUAAACACAAUAUAGGAUAAAUGGUGGAUGGGUGACCGUGUAAAUCUGUUCUAGUGUCUAUUAUUCUCAUUGUAAAAUAAGUAUCUAAGUUUAUUUACGUCGCGAGUAAAUCAACUGAAUUCAUUCCAA